CGAUAUUCAACAUUGUAGCUUUGAUCAUUUCCGUUCCAACUUCCAAGAUAAUUAGCUGUUGUCUUUUCAACAAUUAAUUCAGAAAACUGUAUCGUGAUUUGUGGUCAAGUGCAAAUGUGAAACUGUGUAAUGCCUAUGAUAACUGAUAUGGAAUGGGCCGCAGAUGGGGACAACACGGACUAUAGCACUUCGUCGUCACCGAUAGUGAGGCGGCCCCAGCAAAACCCAGAUCCGGACUCGCUUUCCGACGAGGAUGAUUUUUCCGAUGAGUUUUCAGUUAUUGAUAGCGAUGAUGAGAAGCAGCGGGCAUUUCCGCCACAUCACAUUCUCCAGACUCCGGUGGAAAUCCCAACUAGGGGAGUGGUCAAAAAAAUCUUCACAAACAGCAGAGAACGUUGGAGACAACAAAACGUAAGUGGAGCGUUUGCUGAAUUACGAAAACUUGUCCCAACCCAUCCGCCCGAUAAAAAGUUGUCCAAGAACGAAAUUUUACGCAUGGCAAUUAGGUAUAUAAGAUUGUUGAGUAAUGUUUUGGAAUGGCAACAAAGCCAUGAAGGUCCCAUCCAGGUGAAAUGUGAGGACUCUCUCUUUAUUAGCCGUCAUCCGUCUUCUAUUUCCGGGCAACAGUCGUUACGCAUGAGGGCUCGUCUCCGAAGAAGCAGUUUACCAUCUCAACCGCUUCCUCUUUGUGAUAGGAAUGGAAACAAUCUCUUAAUGAUAGCACCCAACAACCAUCUACCAUUGAGAAAAAUGAAUAUCUUUAUUGAUAUUAGUACCAGGACUAAUGGCAAAAUUAAAAUUGAACAAGAAGACGUGUCGAAGGAGAAAGAAGAAGAAAAUAAAGAAAAGCAACAUCACAAAGAAUAAAAUAAAUACUACUUGUUAAGAUGUAGUACCUGCUUAAUUUUCUAAUUAUUUCCCUUAUUGUUUCGUGUUCAUUUUCUUGUACUAAAAGGUAAAAUAAACGUUUGUGCAAUAC
Messenger RNA from Tribolium madens (black flour beetle), 979 nucleotides. RefSeq names its product protein lyl-1 (gene HLH3B). Gene Ontology annotation, biological process: regulation of transcription by RNA polymerase II. The coding region runs from base 130 to 867 and encodes 245 amino acids. The record is from RefSeq and is a predicted model, not a curated record. The transcript has 4 exons. NCBI's taxonomy places the organism in Eukaryota, Metazoa, Arthropoda, Insecta, Coleoptera, Tenebrionidae. Gene Ontology annotation, molecular function: RNA polymerase II cis-regulatory region sequence-specific DNA binding; protein dimerization activity; DNA-binding transcription factor activity, RNA polymerase II-specific.